AUGAAUGCUAACGGUGAGAUUGCGUUCAGUGGAAUGCAACUCAGCCAACAAGGCUUCAGUGGUACUCAAGUGCGCCAAGGAUUCGAUGCAACUCAAGCUCAAACUCCGCAGGUUGUGAAGACUGGCUAUGAUGAUACGUCAAAUGUCUUUCACGAUGCUAUCAAGGGAAAGGAUGAGAAUGACAAUGAUGUCUAUCUUAUUCCAUGUCCUGCUGGAACGACUAACGUUGAACUUCAAUCCGACUGGCACUAUGCUAGUAAAAGUGAAGACUUGCCAGAUCGUGCUACUGAAGCAGAUCAAGGUAUGCAGUUUAUUCAAAGCCGCAGAAUCGAAAGAGAUCCGUUUGGUUUGCUUGAUCAUGUCAUCAUGGACAGUGGUUGCACCAACACCACCAUUUGUAAUGGUGAACUCAUGCAUGGACUACGUCAAGCUGAGAAAGAGCUCGAUAUGCACACUACUAACGUGGGCAACAGAGUUCUCGAUGAAGAAGGGUUUCUAGGAAGAUUUCCGCCUCCAGUCUAUUAUGAUGAAGACGGAAUUGCCAAUGUACUUGCUAUGCGCGAGAUGAUCGCUGCGGGAUACUGCAUUACCAUGGAUACUGAUUUUGACAAUGCCUUUGUUGUGCAUUGCGAUGGAGACAGACAGAUGCGAUUUGUGAAUCGUAAGGGUGUAUUUGUGUUGGAGCAACUUGGAGCGGAUGUCAAACCAGGUGCCAAAGAGACAAGUGCAAUGUAUUGUCACCAGUUAAGCAGCGUAAAUAAACAACCCCAUUUCGAACUUUCUUCAAAACAGAAUGGAUAUGCUGGACUCGGGAUGACUGCGAAGAUGGCAACAGUUCGAAAGAACAAGGAAGGAUUCACUCCAAGACAAGUCAAGGCUGCGAUGGAAGCAAGAAGUGCGAUGCACAUACUCAAUGCUCCAAGCACCAAAAGUCUGAAGUACGCGAUCCGAUCUGGUCUCAUCAAGGACUGUCCUAUCACUGAAGAAGCGAUCAACCAUGCCAAAGCAAUCUUUGGACCUGACGCAUCUACAUUGACCUGA
Cylindrotheca closterium is the source of this 1041-nucleotide messenger RNA. The record is from the annotation of a GenBank genome assembly. Lineage: Eukaryota; Bacillariophyta; Bacillariophyceae; Bacillariales; Bacillariaceae.